UUGCGAACAGACCGACAGACUGGAGGUCCGCUGCGGAAUAAGUCGGAGCAGCCGACGCUGAAAUCGGUGGGGGGGAAAAGUUGCUCCUAACUACCUCCACGGUCGACGCGGAACACGAGACACGGGACUGGGGUUUUUGUAAAGCCCAGCAGUUUCCCCAGCAGUCAGACAUGAGCUUCCCUGGCCUGGGUCGCUGAGGUCAGAGUUCAAGUGCGCGUUCCGGCAGCCAUGGCCGACAGGGAGGGGCCAUCCAUCGCCCUCGGCCAGAUCUACAUUGAGGUGGAGUAUGACUAUGAGUACAAGGCCAAAGACAAGAUGGUGGCCAUCCGCCAGGGAGAGUGCUACAUGCUGGUGAAGAAGACCAAUGAGGACUGGUGGCAGGUGAGGAAGGAGGAGGGGACGAAGGCCUUUUAUGUGCCGGCGCAGUACGUCCGGGAGGUACGCCGGGCUCUCAUGCCCCCCCAGAAGCCCUCCUUGAGAGCCAAACCCACUGUUUUGGAUAUCUGCCGGGUGUCUAAUGAAAACCUCAACAGACCCCAGCCGGAAAUGUCCAGCUUUGGGCGCCUCUCGCCUUCCUCCACCCCGUCGCCAUCUUCUGAUCGCGUCACACCGCCGGCCCUGUCCAAGGACGCCAAUCAGAACAUGGGGAGUCCCCACCACUGCAAGGUGGUGGCCGAACUGGUGCUUCUUCACAACAACAACAACCAUCACCACGGCAACAAUUCCACAUUGCCAAGGACUCGGGCUGACUCACCCCCGCUCAAAGUGGGGAACAACCACGACCAAAGUCCGGACAGCGGUAAGGCCUCCCCACCUGGCGACCUGCCGGGCGAUCGGCUGAACAAGCUCCACAACGACUCAGAGUCUGGGGAUGAGCUGAGCAGCAGCUCAACAGAACACAUGCAGACAACAUCACCGACUGGUCAGGGCCGGUCCGACUCGCCGGUCUACACCAACCUCCAGGAGCUGAAGCUCUCUCAGUCCAGCCUGCCGCCCAUACCCUCCAGUUCCCCUCUCCACAUCCUGGGCGACUGGGAGACCCACAAAGACCUCAGCGGCAGGCAUUUUUACUACAACCGUGCCAGCGGGGAGCGGACCUGGAAGCCGCCACGUACCAGAGACGCCAGUGGCAGCAGCAGCAGCAUCCGAGGAGACAGCCAGGGCACAGCGGAGAGUGAGCCGCUGUCCUCAGAGGAAAACUUUCACAGCACCCACUCCAGUCAGUCUGACAGCCAGUACGGGUCGCCCCCUAGAGGCUGGUCUGAGGAGCUGGAUGAACAUGGACACACACUCUACGUCUCCGAAUACACACAGGAGAAGUGGAUAAAACAUGUGGAUGAACAGGGCCGGCCCUACUACUACAGCGCUGACGGAUCCAGGUCCGAAUGGGAACUGCCUAAGUACAACAUCUCCCCUCAGUCUGGCGAGGUCCCCAAGAGUCGCAGUCUGGAGAGGAAGCAGCAGGACCCCAUCGUCCUCACCAAGUGGAGACACAGCACCUACGUGUUGGACCUCAACGACAAGGAGUGUGCUCCGGCGCCCAAGCAGAGCUCUCCAGACUCUGACUCCUGCCCCUCAUCUCCUAAGCACCCCUCGACUCCCUCAGAGAAGUGCGGAGUCCUCAAUGUCACCAAAAUCACAGAGAAUGGAAAGAAAGUCAGGAAGAACUGGACCUCCUCGUGGACUGUGCUGCAGGGUUCCUCCCUGCUCUUCGCAAAGGGCCAAGGGGGCAGUACCAGCUGGAAGUUUGGGGGCAACCAGUCGAAGCCCGAGUUCACCGUUGACCUGCGAGGGGGGUCGGUGGAUUGGGCCUCCAAGGACAAGUCCAGCAAGAAACACGUCAUCGAGCUGAAGACGCGUCAAGGGACGGAGCUGCUGAUCCAGUCGGAGAUCGACAGCGUCAUCAACGACUGGCACCGGGCCCUCACGGAGGCCAUCAACACACAUGCCUGGGAGUCGGACGAGGCCAUCGAGGAGGAUAUGCCUGAGUCGCCGGGAGCUGAGAAGCAGGACAAGGAGAAAGACCACCGGGACUCCAAGAAGAACCGAGUGAUGAAGACCUCUGUGAGCAUGGACUCAUCGGACCAGAAGAAAACCCGGCUGAAGCUCAAGAAGUUCCUGACGCGCCGACCCACCUACCAGGCAGUUCGAGACAAGGGGUACAUCAAAGAUCAGGUGUUCGGCUGCAGUCUGACCAGUCUGUGCCAGCGGGAGACCACAUCAGUACCAAACUUUGUCACAAUGUGCAUUGACCAUGUGGAGACCACAGGUCUCAAUGUCGACGGCUUAUACAGAGUGAGCGGGAACCUGGCGGUGAUCCAGAAGCUCCGCUUUGCUGUGAAUCACGAUGAGAAGGUGGAUCUGAACGACAGCAAAUGGGAGGACAUCCACGUCACUACCGGAGCUCUGAAGAUGCUCUUCAGGGAGCUUCCCGAGCCCCUCUUCACGUACGGAUCCUUCGACGACUUCGUAGAUGCCAUCAAAUGCUCGGACUACAAGCAGCGAGUGAACUCCAUCAAAGACUUAAUAAAGAAGUUGCCAAAACCCAACCACGACACAAUGCAAGGCCUCUUCAAACACCUGCGGAGGGUGAUUGACCACGCCGAGGCCAACCGCAUGACCACCCAGAGCGUGGCCAUCGUGUUCGGACCCACGCUGCUGCGGCCCGAGACGGAGACGGGCAACAUCGCGGUCCACAUGGUCUACCAGAACCAGAUCGUGGAGCUCAUACUGCUGGAGUACGAGAGCAUCUUCGGCAGAUAGAGGCGCCCGCUCGCGACAGGACGCCGGGCUUCUGUUCCUCCUCUUCCCUUCCCUCUCCCUUCUUUUCUUUGACGGAACUAAACAUUGCUGUGGACCAAGCAUACCGGAGAAAAAAAUAUAUAUAUAUAUAUAUAUAUCAUUUACCUUCAUUGACGGUUUACGAAAAAUUGUUGCACUUAAGGAGGAGAAGAAUAAAAAAUAAGUAAAUGUAUUAAAAAAAAAAGGGUGUACAGAUUUCACCCCCCUUCUCCAGAUGCCAUCCCCUGCUGUGAGUAGUUGGGCCGGACACACGUGGACAGUGUUUCAGAGGGAUGGCAUGUGAUGUGGUGGAUUCCAGUGUUCAGCUCUUUCUUCUCCCCCCCACAUACACUGGAUGGCCAGUAGUUGGAAGGGCGGCAACCUUUGCCUCCCCGGGGGGGGGGGGGGGGGUGACGUGACGACGACGUGGCAUUAUUAGCCCAACCGGCGACCUCAUCACUUCACCGAAGGAGUGAGCAGAAUCUGAACUGGAUCGGGUGUUGGAGGACAGGCCCGUGUGUGCGUGUGUGCGUGUGUGUGUGUGUGUACCGAAGUGGAACAAAAAACCUGAGCGACGCGUCCUCGUCUGUCCACUUUGUACAAACUGUGUGUCGUGUAGUCUUACGUGCUUUGGUGAAGUUUCUGUUAAAGCUGCUGAAAGGGGGAUGGGGGGACAGACAACUGAUGUUACUGGAAAACAACUAAGUGGAUUUCUUGGGAUUGCAACACUAGCAAUUUUUCCAUGAAUGUGUCCCUUCUCUUCCUCCUAAUAAUAUUUCAGUCAGAAGGGGGGCGGCAGUGUGGGAAUGCAAAGGAGCCUUUAAGAAUCCCUUUGAGAAGCUUAUAUGUACAGCGACAAGAACUAGGUGUCGAAAUGUGUUCUAGUGACUGAGGUGUGUGUACGCAUUGAUGGUGAACUAGUGAAAGAUAAUUUGUAAAUUUGAAUUCCGACAUGACGACACACAGGUGAAGAGAGAAAAAAAAAAAAAAAAAAAAA
Cyclopterus lumpus (lumpfish) is the source of this 3778-nucleotide messenger RNA. It is a transcript of the gene arhgap12b, whose product is annotated as Rho GTPase activating protein 12b. Gene Ontology annotation, molecular function: protein binding. NCBI's taxonomy places the organism in Eukaryota, Metazoa, Chordata, Actinopteri, Perciformes, Cyclopteridae. The coding region runs from base 229 to 2763 and encodes 844 amino acids. Gene Ontology annotation, cellular component: cytoplasm. The transcript has 18 exons. Gene Ontology annotation, biological process: regulation of GTPase activity; signal transduction. The record is from RefSeq and is a predicted model, not a curated record.